This is a messenger RNA of Trifolium pratense (red clover), 513 nucleotides long. Its product is annotated as proline-rich protein HaeIII subfamily 1-like. The coding region runs from base 1 to 513 and encodes 170 amino acids. The record is from RefSeq and is a predicted model, not a curated record. NCBI's taxonomy places the organism in Eukaryota, Viridiplantae, Streptophyta, Magnoliopsida, Fabales, Fabaceae. Gene Ontology annotation, biological process: floral organ abscission. The transcript has a single exon.
AUGCCUUUUUUAUUUUUGUCUCUUGUCGUGGCUGAUUUGAAAUUUGGAAUGCUGCCAAAAGGGCCUGUUCCGCCUUCAGGACCUAGUAGAGGCUCUUCUAAUUCUCCACCUCCACCACAUCAUUCCGCAAAUUUGAAUUUUGGAAUGCUGCCAAAAGGGCCAGUUCCGCCAUCGGGACCUAGCGGAGGAAUUUCUGCCUCUCCACCUCCACUACAUCAUCCAAAAAAUUUAUAUUUUGGAAUGCUGCCAAAAGGGCCAGUUCCGCCAUCAAGACCUAGCGGAGGAAUUUCUGCCUCUCCACCUCCACUACAUCAUCCAACAAACUUGAAUUUUAGAAUGCUGCCAAAAGGGUCAGUUCCGCCAUCAGGACCUAGCGGAGGAAUUUCUGCCUCUCCACCUCCACUACAUCAUCCAACAAAUUUAUAUUUUGGAAUGCUGCCAAAAGGCCCUGUUCCACCAUCAGCACCGAGCAAAGGCUCUUCUGAUUCUCCUGCUCCACCAAGUCGUGUUUAA